GCCACUUUCAACUUUCCAUAAGAAGCAUAAGAUUUGCACAUCUCAGGCGCUUCAGGUGAAUACAGCGAGCGACGAUUCUUUCUCCUCUCUUCUGAUCUAGUGCCUUACUCCUCCAUUAACGAUCGAAACAGAUCUAGUCGAUAAGAGGAGCGACAAAAACCCUAGCUAGGAUUAUCGGAGGAAUAAGAGAUCGAUGAGGAGAGGUAAGCUAGUGAUCCGGAGGAUUGAUAAUUCCACGAGCAGGCAAGUGACUUUUUCAAAACGUAGAAAUGGAUUGCUUAAGAAGGCCAAGGAGCUCUCGAUCCUUUGCGAUGCAGAAGUUGGAGUGAUUAUUUUCUCCAGCACCAACAAGCUAUACGAUUAUGCCAGCACAAGCAUGAAAUCUAUUGUUGGGCGUUACAACAAAGCAAAAGAGGAAGAAUACCAGCAGAACAAUCCAACUUCGGAAGUCAAGUUUUGGCAAAUGGAGGCAGCAGUCUUGAGGCAACAAUUGCAGUACUUGCAAGAAUGUCACAGGCAAUUGAUGGGUGAAGAACUUUCUAGUUUGAAUGCCAAAGAUCUACAGAACCUGGAAAAUCAAUUGGAAAUGAGCUUGAAGGGUGUCCGACAGAAGAAGGAACAAAUAUUUACUGAUCAAAUAAAAGAACUAAACCAGAAGGCAAAUCUCAUUCAUCAAGAAAAACUAGAACUCAACAAGAAGCUAGACCUCAUUUGUAAAGAAAAUGCAGAAUUGAAAAGGGUUCAUAGGGAAAGGGAUGUGAAUGAGGCAAGCAGAAGUUUUCUUGUUCCAUACACCAUCAGCACUGGAUACGAUCUGAACACACCCAUCCAGCUCCAGCUAAGCUGGCCACAGCCUCAGAAUAAUGAAGCAGCAGAAAAAACAAUGAAACCGGGGUUACAACUAGAUUAG
This is a messenger RNA of Carya illinoinensis, 910 nucleotides long. Its product is annotated as MADS-box transcription factor 23-like. The record is from RefSeq and is a predicted model, not a curated record. Gene Ontology annotation, biological process: positive regulation of transcription by RNA polymerase II. Bases 194 to 910 code for a protein of 238 amino acids. The transcript has 9 exons. Gene Ontology annotation, cellular component: nucleus. NCBI's taxonomy places the organism in Eukaryota, Viridiplantae, Streptophyta, Magnoliopsida, Fagales, Juglandaceae. Gene Ontology annotation, molecular function: RNA polymerase II cis-regulatory region sequence-specific DNA binding; protein dimerization activity; DNA-binding transcription factor activity, RNA polymerase II-specific.